AUAUUCCAAAAUAGUAAAUCCUAGAUAACAUCAUUUUAUUAUUAUUAUUUUCCAAAUCUAAAAGCCUUAAAUAUCCAUACUACCAAGCACGAGGCAGACCAACAACCGAGACUGGCGCGUCAUCCAACGAUCCAGAUUUAAAGCAACGAGAGAAAAGCCCUUUAUUUAAGCGCGUCUCGCGCAGCGACAAAAGCAAAAUGGUCUAUCAGUUUCAAGCGUGAAGGCGAAGGGGCAGAUCUUUGUUUGUCGUUGAUUUUGGACAGCUCCGGCAGCGAAAAUGGGCGCUCUGGAUCACCUUUCGAAUAUCUUCGAUUGUUCCAGCGGGAGUUCCAAGCUCAAGAAACGCAAGCAGUUGCAGACGGUGGAAAUAAAGGUGAAGAUAGACUGCGACGGAUGUGAGAGGAAGGUGAGGAGAGCGGUGGAGGGAAUGAAAGGCGUGAGCUCGGUGGACGUGGAUCGGAAGCAGCAUAAGCUGACGGUGGUGGGAUACGUGGAUCCGGCGAAGGUGGUGGCGCGGGUGGCUCACCGGACGGGGAAGAAGGCGGAGCUGUGGCCCUACGUUCCCUACGACGUGGUGGCGCACCCCUACGCGCCGGGGGUGUACGAUAGAAAAGCCCCCGCCGGGUACGUGCGCUAUUCGGAUGACCCGCAGGUGUCACAACUGGCACGUGCCAGCUCCACCGAAGUCCGCUACACCACGGCCUUCAGUGACGAAAACGCUGCCGCUUGUGCCGUCAUGUGAAUCUUUUUUGCUGGUUAAUUAAUCGCAUGGCUUUCUCGUAUAAAUUAUUAUUAUUGUAAUAUUUGUGUGAUUGUAAUUUGUAGUGUGUUUUUAGUAGCUCUUUUUCCUAGUACCUGGGCUUUGUUUUGUUUGAUAGCGACCUCUAUCCCGCUUUGUAGCUGCAAUUCAAUGUUAUAACAAGCAGGAGGAAUCAUUUCUGGAAAAAGGUUUCGCCUUUUUGUUCCUCUGCUUUGCUCA
Molecule: messenger RNA, 979 nt
Organism: Diospyros lotus (date-plum)
Lineage: Eukaryota; Viridiplantae; Streptophyta; Magnoliopsida; Ericales; Ebenaceae
Product: heavy metal-associated isoprenylated plant protein 26
Exons: 2
Coding region: 278-742 (154 amino acids)
Molecular function (GO): metal ion binding
Source: RefSeq, a predicted model, not a curated record